Molecule: messenger RNA, 903 nt
Organism: Encephalitozoon romaleae SJ-2008
Lineage: Eukaryota; Fungi; Microsporidia; Unikaryonidae
Product: G2/mitotic specific cyclin 2
Exons: 1
Coding region: 1-903 (300 amino acids)
Biological process (GO): mitotic cell cycle phase transition; regulation of cyclin-dependent protein serine/threonine kinase activity
Cellular component (GO): nucleus; cyclin-dependent protein kinase holoenzyme complex; cytoplasm
Molecular function (GO): cyclin-dependent protein serine/threonine kinase regulator activity
Source: RefSeq, a predicted model, not a curated record
AUGGUUGUCUCGUUCAGGAAAUCAGAGCCUUUAAAGAAUGUAACAAACAAGAUUGGGAAGAGAUCCGAGAAGCAGACAUUUCCACUCACAAAGAUGGAAGAGGUUAUAUACAAGCACCAAAAAAUAGCAGAAGCUUCUCAAAUAAUCAUGGUAGAUAAAUAUUCGGACGAUAUUUUUGAAUACUUUUCAGAGGUCGACAAGCCAUUCGUAUAUAUAAAUGAUGGAGUAUCAUGGAAAAUGAGGAGCCUGCUGGUGGAUUGGAUUAUCGACAUUCAUGAUAAGUUGGGACUUUGCCACGAUACACUUUUCCUUGCAAUUAAUCUUAUUGAUAGGUUUCUCUCCAUGAGAUCUAUCCCAGGCUCGAAGCUUCAAUUAGUAGGGAUUUCUGCUCUCAUGAUAGCAUGCAAAUAUGAAGAGGUCGUGUGUCCUGCUCUUCAGACAUUUGUCUUGCUAACAGAGAAGACGUUGACUGGAGAGGAUGUAAGAAAGGCAGAAAAAUACAUGCUGCAUACUCUCAAUUACGAUCUGCAAUAUGUAUCGCCACUCAACUUUCUUAGGAGGUGCUCCAAAGCCAAUAAUUACGAAAUCAGUAGUAGAGCAGUCGGAAAAUAUUUAUUGGAGCUCAUGACUCUUUAUCAGGAGUUUCUGAGGUUCAAGGGAUCGGUAAGGGCUGCUGCGGCAAUGUAUCUCUCAAGAAAAAUGACAUCCCAGGAUCACUGUAAGAAUCUGUUUCUUAUGUACUCUGGACAUAUGAAGGAUGAUAUAAAGGAGUGCUUUAAUGCUCUUGUUCGUAUCAUAAGCGAAAGCAUUCCAUUUGAAAACAUACAGAACAAAUACAACACCCCGAAGUUCCUGCACGUGUCAUCUUUUGUUAAAAAAUAUGCCGAGAAAAACUUCAAGUAG